Messenger RNA from Austrofundulus limnaeus, 860 nucleotides. RefSeq lists its product as uncharacterized. The record is from RefSeq and is a predicted model, not a curated record. NCBI's taxonomy places the organism in Eukaryota, Metazoa, Chordata, Actinopteri, Cyprinodontiformes, Rivulidae.
GAGGAAGCUAGCUGUGCUCAGCAAGCUAGCAGCGCUGAGCGGGAAACGAAUGAUCCCGCCAGCAAAGAAGACACCGGGGGAAAUGGCGAGGGUGAAGACGACUCCGAUGAUAGCGUAAGCGGCAGUGACUCUGCCUCCGUAAUGGAGAGCGCCAUCCUGGAGGAAAAGCAACUGAGCGACUGCUCAGUCAACCCCGGGCUUCCAAUGUCMACCACCACCCCGCUCCCAGCAGUGGGCGCGCUCCUCCUCGAGCUGCCUAGCUUGAUUCAGGAGGCUGCUAGCGCUAAGGGACUUCCAGUCCCACAGCCUCCCCCGUCCCACUUGAAUGAGCUGGCGGGAAGGUUUGGUUCUGCCUCAAGUCGCUGCCCRGACCCCAUCUGGCCUCAGUUUCCCGCCGUGAUGGACUUCCUGGCUGAAGCAGCGGCUGAGCCCGCCAAGCUGAGGGCGCCAGUCUCCACCUACGCGCCCAUCACCAGGGUGGAGGGGUUUACAGAGCGGAGUUUUCCCUCUGUCCCCCCUCUGGAUCCAGGUCUUGCUGAGGUGUUCGCUUACGGCAUUUCCAAGCAGCUGGAGGAAACUGCCCUGCCAGAGGAUCUAAAGAGYUCUCUCUGUAAGGAGGCUGACGCAAUCUUGAACCUGUGCGCCACCACAGUGAUUUGCUCCUCGGGGAUCGCUGCCUGGGCCACCCAGAUCCACCUGGCUCCAUCCAUGACGGAGAAGCUCCGGAAGGAUCUGCUGGAUGGUCCCAUCACAGCUGACGGGCUGUUUGGUGCCAACGUCUACUCUCUCGUGAAGAAGUCUCAGCAGACUCAGGAGGUUUCUGAGUCUUUUCGCCACUUGGUGCGGCCUCAACCUGAACC